CCAAAUAAGAAGGCAGGGGCUGCUGCUGAGGUGCAAAGGGGUUUUGUGAAUCACAGUGGUGGUUAAGACCCCAGUUCCUCCAGCUCCUACCUAUUUCUGGCUGACCCCGAGGGCAAGGAUGGUGGAAGCUUUUUGUGCCACCUGGAAGCUGACAGACAGUCAGAAUUUUGAUGAGUACAUGAAGGCUCUGGGUGUGGGCUUUGCCACUAGGCAAGUGGGAAAUGUGACCAAACCCACGGUGAUAAUCAGUCAGGAAGGGGGCAAAGUGGUGAUCAGGACCCAGUGCACAUUCAAGAACACAGAGAUCAGUUUCCAGCUGGGGGAAGAGUUUGAGGAAACCAGCAUCGAUGACAGGAACUGUAAGUCUGUUGUUCGGUUGGAUGGAGACAAACUUAUUCAUGUUCAGAAAUGGGAUGGCAAAGAAACAGAUUGUGUAAGAGAAAUCAAGGAUGGCAAAAUGAUCGUGACUCUGACCAUUGGUGAUACUGUUGCUGUGCGCUGUUAUGAAAAGGCAUAGAGAUGGCAGUUCUUUGGAAGCUUUGCUGGAGUUUCAGAGAUGACCAGCUACUACAGCACUGCUCACUCAUUAGAUGGUUGUCUUUAGUGUGGAGGCAGAAAAUUAUAAUUUAAAGAUAUGCAACUCCAAGCAACUCAUAGAAUUUUGAUAUGCAAAGUGUCCCUGUUUUGUAAUU
Messenger RNA from Peromyscus eremicus (cactus mouse), 692 nucleotides. RefSeq names its product fatty acid binding protein 7 (gene Fabp7). Bases 119 to 517 code for a protein of 132 amino acids. Gene Ontology annotation, biological process: fatty acid transport. The record is from RefSeq and is a predicted model, not a curated record. Gene Ontology annotation, molecular function: fatty acid binding. Gene Ontology annotation, cellular component: cytosol; nucleus. The transcript is spliced from 4 exons. NCBI's taxonomy places the organism in Eukaryota, Metazoa, Chordata, Mammalia, Rodentia, Cricetidae.